UGGUGCCUGUCGUGUCAUGCAGAGAACGCGCUGCCUAGUCUUAUGGAGGGGAUGCGGAGGGGGAGUGAACAGGAAGGGCCUCGGAAGGACCAUCACAACAGAAGAGGGGAGAGACUACAAAAGGAAGAACGCCUUCGAAAUGUGGAAGUGCCAUAACGCAGAAACAUACACAGCCGAUUUAUCAUUUCAUGACAGCUUUAAAAUUAGUAAAGAAAAAGAAUUGCUCAUCAGCACAAGGGUAAGCAAAUAUAAGAACGUAAAACAUGCCAACAUCAAAUUCCUGUUUUUGUUUCUUACGUUUAGCCAACCAUGCUGCAACCAUUUUAUUUGUAAAACGAACCCGAGCAAUGGAAUCCUCACGCAAGUGCUAGCCAAACUGAACUACCUCCUCUUGAUAAAGAAAAUACUCUCAAAUGAUUCAACACAGAAUAGGUUCUUAAAAUUUAUCUACUUGAAUUAUGUGUUACCCAGGAGGGGGAGAAAUAAAGUUUCACUCGAUGAAGAAGCGACGGAUGACACGUACAUUGGUGCUUCUCCCGAUGGGUACCCUCCUCCGUCUGGUACGAAAUUUCGAGAAAGGGACAGGGACCAUGUUCAGAACAGAUCGCAAGAUGGCAAUUCCUACCCAGGGAAACAUACCCAUUGGGUUGAACCCCCCCGAGGAGUGACCAAAUUCCAACUAAACGAAAUAAGGCAGCUAUUCCAAAGGGGGGAAUACGAAAUUGUUAUACACAGUAACAUCAACAAUAGAGUCCUAAAGCACGUUUAUGUGGACGAUCUAGAUGGUCAUAUAAAGACGCAAAUUAAUUAUCUCAAUAUGUUUGUCAACCAAGUGACGGAUAAAACGAUGCUACUGAAAUUGUACUCAUUUGUUGAGUAUUUCUUUGACCAAAUGGGGAACAAUGCGAACGAGUUUUUAUUUUUCUUGGACAGACUAGCCGAUAAACUAUUACUCAAAAUGAACUUGGUAGAUGUAGCCUUUAUCUUCCACAUGCACAUAAAGUUGAAUUAUUACAACCAUUUAUUUUUAUUCAUGUUGGUACGAAAAAUGGAGCUUUUUUUCCUUCCCUUGUUGACAUAUUCAGAGAGGAAUGAAGAACUAGCGAAUUUGUACAUGCGAAAAAUAAAGUAUAACCAGAAAUCCCUUGUCCUAUUUUUUCACUCCUUGACAAAUUAUUUUUUUUACCUGAACCAAAUUGAAGAAGGGACCAGAUAUAAGGACAAACGGAUACAUAUCAAACGUUUCCUUUAUGGCAAAUUGGGGGCACUCCACGUGUUGCAGAACUUGGAGCGAAAUUAUCAAUCGUAUUCUUUGCUAGACUACACCUUGGUGUUUUCCGCCCUCAACAAGCUGGACAUACAAAAUGAGCUACUCGGUUCGGUUCUACUGGAUUAUAUAGACAAAAUGGGAUCAUUUCUUCCGACGAAUGGUAACUCGCAGAAGGGAAGACUCCCCCCCUUAACCACUUCCCUCCUCAGUGGGGGCAACCUUCAUCUGUAUGCCUCCCUUUUGAGCACUUUUACAAAAUGCUUCACAUCGUAUCAGUACUGCAGGGAUGAAUAUCAUAAGGUCAUGCGGGUGUUACUUAUCCUGUUUGAAAAUGCUCUCUGGGUUAUCUCCAAAUUGUUCGUCAGUGAAGGGAAGAAUUUGCUUUACCCCCUGUGUGACCACCAAUUGGAUGAUGGGUUGAGGCAGCCUUUCGGCAGAACCCACUCAUCCGUGGAGGAAUCUCACUCGAGAAUUGUUACAUCUCAAGUAGAUGCACAGAACAGAUGCGACAAUGCAACGAAUGGUAAGAGUGACCCCCACUGGAGGGAACACCCAAAUGAAGAACCCACCUAUUUUGACUUCAUUAGGGUUCUACAGUUGGAGAGGAGAAGAACCAAAGUGGGGAGUAAUAUAGGGGAAACCCCCUCACGAGAGACAUGCAACAAAAAUAGCGUGUCAGGUGGAGGAGAGGACUCCACAGAUAGACCCCUCCACCAAAGGGAAGGCGAAACAUAUAAUCACUGCAAAACGGUGUACCAUGUGAAAAACGUCCGAGAUAAUAUCAAGUUCAUCGUUAAUUGUCUCAACUCGACCUACAAACUGGUUAAUCACUUUAUUGAAAUUUUUCAAAUUAAGGAACACAGCAAGCAGUUCAACCGGAUUUUUCUGUACAAUUUUUCCAAUAAGCUUAUUUAUGAGAAAAAGAAGGCCAAUUGUUCUGGAGGUUAUUUAGAUCACUUGCACAGCAGCACUGUGCAUGGCAGCAGAUUGUUUGACUACCACGAGGGGGGGGUGCACAUAAAUCGGUUGUUUAUGUGUGCCUACUUGCAGAGUUUCUUGCUAUGCGAUUUGGUCAAUGUGUAUGUCGGUGGAAUGGUAGAGGGGUUACCUGAUGGGAUGCCGCCAACAACCGAACCACUCAACGAGGCGACGUUCUUCUCCCAGCUGGCCGCCAACACACUAGGGGCUAUCCAAAACUUGAAGCUGCUACGGUACGACAUUUUUGCCAACAUCACAUACAUCAUCAGAAGGAAAUACUUCAAACUGGACAUGGUUAACAUAGGAAAUAUUAUUCACUCGUUCGCCUCCGUCAAGCUGAGAGACGUACAGAUAAUCGAGCUUCUAACCAAGCAGUUGGUAUCUCACGCAAAUGACAAUCCGGGGAGAGACCACAAUAUAGGUGAACAAACACUCAGCAAUGUUUCCAUUUCGUUAUUAAAACUUGAUUUGCCGAACGAAAAAUUUAACGAAAUUAUUUUCCGAAAUUACAAAAGGGUCCAAUCUGUGCAUUCACUCAUAAAUAUCACCUUCUACUUAUGCUACUACAAUUUUAUGAGCUCAUUUGUGCUGCAAAAUAAUUUUACUCACCUUUUUGAGCACGUCAAUAUAGCAGAUAUGAGCAUGUUGACCGUCCAAAACCAGACACAGUUACGUCUCAUCGCUCUUUUAGCUCUGCAUGUCCAUCAUUAUUCUGUUGGGGAGGCACAUAAGUGGGAGGAUCUGAAGGGGAUCCCCCUUGGAAAAAUUUCCACCCAUUUGGAUGAACUUCGAGACGUUGUUCUAGUCUCCCAAAUGGGGGCUCCAUCCCAAAGUGACCAACGCGGAGGUCAAACUGCAGAGGAGAUUUACAAAGUCGCACACGAGGGAGGGGGAAGACAAAGAAGCGCGUUUCCUGAGUCAGGCUGUACACAUGCUGUCCCCUCGUCCAUAAACAUGUUCGAAAUUUUUGCGCACAAACGUAUGAAUAACCCACCAAUGGAGACGGACCUGCUGUUAAGUGAGAGGGACUACUUAAACCUCCAUUUCAUUGCGGCAUUUCCCUUUUCAGCACCUCCCAUUGAAACUACCUCCAGCUUGCACGACGAAAUAUACGACGUGGUGGCAUCACUGAGUCUUCCACGCCGGCUGACGAAGGAGUUGCCGCACUACCCCUACUGCGUCGAUAUAGUGCUCGCCUA
Plasmodium cynomolgi strain B is the source of this 3447-nucleotide messenger RNA. RefSeq lists its product as hypothetical. The record is from RefSeq and is a predicted model, not a curated record. The transcript has a single exon. Lineage: Eukaryota; Apicomplexa; Aconoidasida; Haemosporida; Plasmodiidae. The annotation marks the transcript as partial.